AACAACAGCCAGCGCCAUCAUGGGCAACUGUUUCAGCAGCACAGCGAAAGCGGAUCCGAAGGAUGCGAUCGGAGCCGUAUCGAUCGACAACGAGCCGGUGCUGGCCGGCAACUCGGUGGCCACCCCGCCGCAGGAGCAACCGAUCCGCCAACCGAUGCCGGCGCUACCGGAUCCGGGCAACGAUUCCAUCAGCACGGCCAAGAUAUUCGUCGCCCUGUACGACUACGAUGCCCGCACCGACGAGGAUCUUAGCUUCCGGAAGGGCGAACACUUGGAAAUAUUGAACGAUACUCAGGGAGACUGGUGGCUAGCACGGAGUAAAAAGACUCGACAGGAAGGCUACAUUCCGUCAAAUUACGUUGCCAAAUUGAAAUCGAUCGAAGCGGAACCAUGGUACUUCCGCAAGAUAAAGAGAAUAGAGGCCGAGAAGAAGCUGCUGCUGCCCGAGAACGAACACGGAGCGUUCUUGAUUCGCGACUCGGAAAGUCGCCACAACGAUUACUCGCUCUCCGUGCGCGACGGGGACACGGUCAAACACUACCGCAUCCGGCAGCUGGACGAGGGUGGCUUCUUCAUUGCCCGCAGGACCACAUUCCGUACGCUGCAGGAGCUGGUCGAACACUACUCGAAGGAUUCCGACGGGCUCUGCGUGAACCUCUGCAAACCGUGCGUACAGUCAAAUCGUUACUAUCAACUGUUUGAGAUCGAGAAACCUGUCACCGAUGGUCUAUCUCAUCGCACGCGCGAUCAGUGGGAAAUUGAUAGGACAUCGCUCAAGUUCGUACGCAAGCUCGGCUCCGGACAGUUUGGCGACGUCUGGGAGGGUCUGUGGAACAACACGACACCGGUGGCCAUCAAGACACUCAAAUCGGGCACAAUGGACCCGAAAGAUUUCCUUGCCGAGGCACAGAUCAUGAAAAAGCUGCGGCACCUGAAGCUCAUCCAGCUGUACGCCGUCUGCACGCUAGAGGAACCGAUCUACAUCAUCACAGAGCUAAUGAAGCACGGCUCACUGCUGGACUAUCUGCAAGGCAAGGGCAGAUCAUUGAAGCUGCCGCAGCUGAUCGAUAUGGCGGCCCAGAUUGCGGCCGGCAUGGCGUAUCUCGAGUCCCAGAACUACAUCCAUCGUGACUUGGCCGCACGGAACGUGCUGGUCGGUGAUAAUAAUAUCGUAAAGAUUGCCGAUUUCGGAUUAGCUAGAUUAAUCAAAGAAGACGAGUAUGAAGCUCGCGUUGGGGCCCGCUUCCCGAUCAAGUGGACCGCUCCGGAGGCGGCGAACUACAGCAAGUUCUCGAUCAAGUCGGACGUGUGGAGCUUCGGCAUUCUGUUGACGGAGCUGGUCACAUACGGCAGAAUACCGUAUCCUGGCAUGACGAACGCCGAGGUCCUGACGCAGGUCGAGCACGGCUACCGUAUGCCGCAGCCACAGAACUGCAACACUCCGCUGUACGAGAUCAUGCUCGAGUGCUGGAACAAGGAUCCGAUGCGGCGGCCAACCUUCGAGACGCUGCAGUGGAAGCUGGAAGAUUUCUUCACCAUGGACCCAAGUGAAUACAAGGAGGCCGCUCCCUUCUGAUAAACGCUCCGCCAGCAGCAACCCGCCACAUCAUCCGCCAGCCUUCGCUUCCGGGGAGCGAGAAGCGGCUGCACAUCACUUCAUACGUAAAUCACACCACACGUGGCGUCUCACAGACCAUCAUUACCUUCGCAUCUCUUUCUGUUUGGACCCCCUUCGGACCAUAGGAGAUCGUUCACUCAUCCGGCGGCGACCCUUUGCCGGCACCUUUCUGGUUAUUUAUUUAGAGCUUGUUUUCGUUCGAACACACGCAGCAUUCAGCAACUUCCGGUCACGUGGCUUCAGCUUCUCGUUAAUGCAUACCAACUACAGGAGGUUAGCAGGCAAAAUGGCCACAAAUAGGGGGCGCUCUGAGGGAAUGGGAACCGUGGGCAAACGAAGUCUCGUCGAUAGAGAGUACCGGAUAGAGUGCCGGAUAGAGAGGAUUCUUUCGAUUAGGUUGUUAGUUUUUUGUGUGAUAAAGAGAGGCAUGAUACAUCCGGUUCGUGUGCGGGAAUGCGCGCAAGAAGCUGUUUUGUUGAGCAUUUGGUUUUAUCUCCGAGCUCUGUUGUAUUAGCGGAAUUCGCUCGCUCGGACAGAUUUCUACCUCUACCUUUUUCGAUUUCUACCUCUACUUUUUUUGUUUUUUACCACUACUUUUGUAGUCUAUUUAUUGUUAUCUGUUUUCUCUUUCAAACUUUAAACUGGUACAAAACUUUUCUGCGUCCCCCGGGUCUUCGCAGUUUGAAACUUAGUUCUCAUUGAACUACUUUUCGUAUUUUCGCUGCUAGUCGCUAGCCAAUGCAAUUUGGACCUUUUGGCCCCCUUUUUUUAACUCUCCGUAUAGCAUGUAUUUCGUGUACACUCUUCUUGUGCGCUUCCCUGCCAUAAACCACCAUGUUGCUCCUCAUGGACGAUUGUCGUACGGUAGGCCUAAGGGGCGGUGUGGAAAAGAGAAGUAAAGCAAACGAUGGCGAAAGGCAAUACCUUAAAAAAGCAUCUUAAAAACUCGAACUCCUUUCAUUCCAUCCACCACCACCACACAAUCACAGCGCAGAGCCCCCACAGAACGACGAAAACGAACAAUCAAUCAAUCUCAAUAAUUAAGAAAAACCAAUCCCCCCCGUUGGCGGCGAUUUUCACGGCGGCCGCCCUUUUACUGACUGCUGUUGCGGGUGUGGCAUUUAUGUUUAAGGAGUAUGUUAAUCGAUGAUCGUUCAAUCGUUCUCAGUAUCCGGUAUAUUCACUGCUGUCUCUAAGGUCAUCUCGCUUCGCCGAAUACAAUCCGAGUUAAUCUACGAGUGUAAAUAUUUUUCCCGUUUAAAGUAACGUGUAAGUUCAUUUUCUGCUCCCGCAAUCGUAGUAGACCGUGAAAAAAGAAUCCGAUUCGCAAGCAAGUUGCUGUCUGCCGACGCCCAGCAGCAGCGCACUGGUUUCUGGUUUUCUUGAUCAAAGUAACCUUCGCCCUUCUUGAUGUGCUUCUUGAACUCAACAAAUGGUGAUUUACGAUGAAGUGGACCAUUAUCGACACGUUUUCCCAAGCUGACGCGAUCGUCCCCAAUUUCCCGAAACUCCUUGCCCCGUGCGUGUACCCAAUGCAAACCUGAAACCACAAAUUCGAACAAUUGAAUGGAGGAAACUAUUUACAAAAUUGUAGCUACCGUAGAGAACAUACACAAAUUUGAUAUUAAAGUUGAUACCGCAAUCCGGGUGACAACGGUGAAUUUAUUAAUCUUUGCUGCUAUGCUGUGCUGUAAAUGGUGUGUUGCACGUAACGGCCACAAACUGAACCGGGGGAGGGUAAUACUUCGUGUUCCUCCGGGUAGGCAAUAACUCUGGCCCUCCUUUCUUGCACACCUUUCCCCAUGACGCUCUAAAGCAUAUGUAAAAAGCUUGGCUAAUCUCCAAGAAUCCCGGUUUCGCGUGGUGGGGCACACACGGGAGGAUCUCUCAUUACCGCACAUUCAGCGUUCUAGUAGCACACAUACGGGGGGGCGGGGCAAAACGAGGAUGAGCUGCACUUUCUAUGGAUAUUUUUUUAAUGUAAAUGUGUUGAGCAACUAAAGUGGACGAAUUCUUAUAUUAUUGAUAACGCGGACAAAACUCUACAUAGGACACAGUAUGUAAAACACCCGAUCAAAUGUGAAACCCAUUUAAGCGAUGCAUAAAAAUAAAAUAAAAC
This is a messenger RNA of Anopheles cruzii, 3737 nucleotides long. RefSeq names its product tyrosine-protein kinase Src42A (gene Src42A). The record is from RefSeq and is a predicted model, not a curated record. Gene Ontology annotation, cellular component: extrinsic component of cytoplasmic side of plasma membrane. The transcript has 10 exons. Lineage: Eukaryota; Metazoa; Arthropoda; Insecta; Diptera; Culicidae. Bases 20 to 1576 code for a protein of 518 amino acids. Gene Ontology annotation, molecular function: ATP binding; signaling receptor binding; non-membrane spanning protein tyrosine kinase activity. Gene Ontology annotation, biological process: innate immune response; protein phosphorylation; cell surface receptor protein tyrosine kinase signaling pathway.